AUGGCAAGUGCGCGCUUUCCUCAGCUCCUCUGUUUGCUUUUUGUCCUCAUCCAUACUUGCACUGUGAAGGGAAAUGUCGAGACAGCAGACAUAGACGAGUGUUCCAUGGGUACAGAUGACUGCCACAUCGAUGCUCUGUGCCAAAACACCCCAAAGUCCUUCAAAUGCAUCUGUAAGGCUGGUUACGUGGGAGGUGGCAAGCAUUGUUACGAUUUGGACGAAUGUAAUAAUGAAUACACUGGUGGGUGUGUCCACGACUGCAUCAACAUCCCUGGUAACUACAGAUGCACAUGCUACGAUGGCUUCAUGCUGGCGGAUGAUGGACAUAAUUGUCUAGACGUGGACGAGUGUCGGGGCAACAACGGCGGAUGCCAGCAGAUCUGCGUGAACACCAUGGGCAGCUACGAGUGCCUGUGCACAGGGGGCUUCUUCCUUAGCGACAACCAACACACCUGCAUCCACCGCUCUGAAGAUGGGAUGAACUGCAUGAACAAGGACCACGGCUGUGCUCACAUCUGUAGGGAGACUCCUAAAGGUGGUGUGUCAUGCGAAUGCAGGCCAGGGUUCGAACUGGCCGAGAAUCAGCAGGACUGCAGAUUGACGUGUAACUACGGAAACGGUGGCUGCCAACACAUUUGUGAAGACACUGACACAGGACCGGUGUGCAGCUGCCACCAGAAAUACGCCCUGCACUCCGACAGCAAGACCUGCAUUGAGAAAGAUGAGGCUGCAAUUGAGAGCUCUGAGUUCAAUACCACGUCAGUAGCUGAUGUGGACAAGCGGGUGAAACGGCGUCUACUUAUGGAGACCUGUGCAGUAAAUAAUGGUGGAUGUGAUCGCACGUGUAAAGACACGGCCACCGGAGUCCGCUGCAGCUGUCCAGUCGGCUUCACCCUGCAGCCUGAUGGCAAGACAUGCAAAGACAUAGAUGAGUGUCUGGAGAAUAAUGGAGGCUGUGAUCACUUGUGUAGAAACACGGUGGGCAGCUUCGAGUGCAGCUGUCGCAAAGGCCACAAACUCCUCACCAACGAACGCACGUGUCAAGACGUCGACGAGUGCUCAUUUGAGAGGACGUGCGAUCACAUCUGCAUCAACUAUGAAGGAAGUUUUGAGUGUGUGUGCCAGAAGGGCUAUACUCUCUAUGGCCUCACACACUGUGGAGAUAUUGAUGAGUGCAGUAUCAAUAACGGACGCUGUGAGUAUGGCUGUGUGAACACACAGGGAGGUUAUGAGUGUGUGUGUCCUCCUGGAAAGAAGCUCCACUGGAAUAAGAAAGACUGUGUUGAGGCGGUGAACUGUCUGCCCAAUGGCAAGCCGGUGCCCCGCGCUCUGCUCAGCUGCACUAAGACGGCCGGAGUGGAGACGUGUUCUCUGUCCUGUCCAUCAAACACCCUCUUCCAGGCAGACUCGGAGAACAGUUACACUCUGAGCUGUGGAGUAUCAAUUCAACCAGGCAAAGCGGUACCAAAGAACAUCACCACCUCCUCCAGCUCCACUCUACAGAGCUGUACCAAGGCACUGGCGCAGCCCGUUAAACAGAAGGCACGGUUCAAGAUCAAGGAUGCGAAGUGCCACCUGAGACCACGCAACAAAGAGAAGCAUCGAGACGGAGCCAGGCAGGGACUGCAAGGAGCUCAGUUUCCCUGUACUGAUGACUGCCAGGUGACGUUUGUAAAUCUGAAGUGUGAAUCUUCUAAAAAGCGCCGUCGUGGCCGAAAGUCUCCGACUAAAGAGGUUUCACACAUCACUGCUGAGUUUGAGAUGGAAAUGAAGGAGGAGGAAGCCUCAGACUCGUGCAAUGUGGACUGCGUGCGAGAGAAGAUGAAGCAGAGGCUGCAGAACACACUGCGCACCCUGAGGAAGUCCAUCAUUAAGCAGCAGUUCUAUAUCCAGUUCUCGGGCUCGGCGUACGAGGUGGCGCAACGUGCCGUCCGUCCACCAGAGACAGAGGAGAGCUGUAGCACGGGUCAGGUCCUCACCAAGGGGAAGUGCGUCAGCUGUGGUGUCGGGACGUUCUACAGCGGCGAGCAAGACAGGUGUGUCCAGUGUCCACCUGGAACCUAUCAGGACAUGGAGGGUCAGCUGUCCUGUGAGCCGUGUCCCGCUGCCGAAACCCAGAGCAUUACAGGGGCCAAGAACGUCUCUGAGUGUGGAGGUUUGUGUCCCGCUGGUCAUUUCUCUGCUGAUGGUUUCCAGCCGUGCCAGCCGUGUCCACUAGGGACCUUCCAGUCGGAGCGUGGGCGUGUACUCUGCUUCCCCUGUGGAGGAGCGCUCAUGACCAAACACACCGGAAGCACCUCUUUCAGAGACUGUGAAGCCAAGGUGCAUUGUUCUUCGGGACACUACUACAACUCCAGCACACACCGUUGUAUCCGCUGUCCUGUUGGUACUUAUCAGUCUGAGUUUGGGCAGAAUUACUGCGCCACCUGCCCCGGAAACACCACCACUGACUUCGAUGGAGCUACAAACGUCACGCAGUGCAAGAAUCAAAUGUGUGGGGGUGAGCUGGGGGAUUUUAUGGGCUAUAUUGAGUCCCCGAACUACCCUGGAGAUUAUCCGUCAAACGUGGACUGUGUGUGGACCAUCAACCCUCCCAACAAGAGGCGGAUCCUCAUUGUGGUGCCCGAGAUUUUCCUCCCUAUCGAGGAUGAGUGUGGGGACGUACUGGUUAUGAGGAAAAGCUCCCAGCCCACAUCCAUAACCACCUAUGAGACGUGUCAGACGUACGAGAGGCCAAUCGCAUUCACCUCCCGCUCCCGCAAACUCUGGAUCCAGUUCAAGUCCAAUGAGGGCAACAGUGGCAAAGGCUUUCAAGUUCCCUACGUCACCUACGAUGAGGAUUACCAGCAGCUCAUCGAGGACAUUGUUCGAGAUGGUCGACUCUACGCAUCAGAGAAUCACCAGGAGAUAUUAAAAGAUAAGAAGCUGAUUAAGGCUCUGUUUGACGUCCUGGCUCACCCUCAUAACUAUUUCAAGUACACAGUUCAAGAGUCCAAGGAGAUGUUCCCACGCUCCUUCAUCAAGCUGCUACGCUCCAAAGUCACCAGGUUUCUACGGCCUUACAAAUAGAAACCUGCAGCGCUGCUCUUUCCUUCCCCAACUCCUCCUCUCCUCCUCGUCUCCUUCUCAUCUCCUCACAUACCUCUAUUCCUCCUUUCACUCGGCUGCUUUUCUCUAUCUGCGUCCCUCUGGAGAGUUUCCACUCGUUCGCUAAAUCCCAGAAUGCCUCACUGCGACACAAAGUGGAGGUCUGGUCUUCCUCCUACCUCUUCUCUGGAGUCUCACAUUUCUAUUUCCUUUCUUUAUAAACCUUUUGUUGUUGUUGUUGUUGUUCCAUUGUUUAUAUUUUGCUUUGGGAUUUUUUUUUAAAUGCUUUGGAAUAUUUAUAUGUGCUACAACUUGCAGAGACCCAAUUUUCCCGGAUGUUUAUUAAUAUCUAUAUAUUUGUAUAUGUAUGUACGUAUGCAUGUAUAU
Messenger RNA from Neoarius graeffei (lesser salmon catfish), 3474 nucleotides. RefSeq names its product signal peptide, CUB domain, EGF-like 1 (gene scube1). Lineage: Eukaryota; Metazoa; Chordata; Actinopteri; Siluriformes; Ariidae. Gene Ontology annotation, biological process: signal transduction. Bases 1 to 3069 code for a protein of 1022 amino acids. Gene Ontology annotation, cellular component: cell surface. Gene Ontology annotation, molecular function: calcium ion binding. The record is from RefSeq and is a predicted model, not a curated record. The transcript is spliced from 23 exons.